UAAUAAUUCCUAAUGAGCCACACCUUUGUUGUUUUGAAACGCAAAACAACAGUCCUUUGGAGCGUAGACUACAUCCAGCUACAUUCAGCAAAUAAAUGGCGGUGUACCUGCAGAAUGACAGUCAACUAGCAACUAAAAAUGCUCUCCCAAUGCCAAGCAACUAUUCUGAUGGCAGCAAGACUGUGAUUGCACAAUUUAGGAGAGCAGUUCAAAUAGCUUUGGAGGACCAGCAAGAGAGAGACGCAUUGGUUGAGAGUCUAAAGAGAUUUGAAAGCUCGUACAUUGUAGAGGAUCUCAUGGAUGACCUCAAAAACUUAUUAGAUCAUCCAGAAAAAAGGAUAUUGUACAAAUACAUAAGUCCACUGAUACCAAGGAGACUAAGAGGGGAAUACAAAUCCUUAGUACCUCACAUACCUAGUUUUGAAAGGAAAGUAAUUCGGAUGAAGUUACAAGGAGCCAGUCAUUCCUUUGGUUUCACUGUAAGAGGAGGCAAAGAAUUUGGCUGUGGCAUAUUUGUAACAAACGUUUCAAGGUCUUCAAAAGCAGCCCAAGCCAACCUCAAGGCCGGCUACCAGAUUGUGAGGUUAAAUGGGCUAAUCCUGUCCGAGUGCACACACGAAGAAUUUGUGAGCCUCGUGAAGCAAAAGAAAUCCCUAGUACUUGCUAUUAAAGUUGUUGGACUGAUUCCUGAGAAACCGUCUGGAAGCAACAUGGUUGUAUGGAGGGAAGUGGUAGAGAAGGAUCCCUGGCGUCCUACCACUAGAAUUGGUGUACAUGGACCAAUUCAAAGUACAAGGAGGAUCCAAGUGACUCUCAGUGAAAAUGAAACACUAGGAGCAUCUGUGAAGGCAAGCUCAGCUAUUGAUGGUGGUGUUUUAAUACGUGACAUUACUCCAAACUCACCUGCUGAUAUUGCUGGCCUAAAACGUGGUGAUGAGAUUAUACAUGUUAAUGAGACUAGCCUUCUUGGAAAAACACUGAAUGAGGCAACUAGGAUACUUCGUUCAAGUGAUGUGCUUAUGUUAACUAUAAGAGUUGAUGAGGGUUCAGCUCGUAAUUCAUUUGAUUACGAAGGAGGAGAAGAAGGAGGAGCUUAUUUUGAUUUUGAUGUACACGCCCUCUCCUCCUCUCACGGAGGAAACAGGACAAGACAGAACCACGACAGCAACUUUGAGCUAAGGACCCGCUCUCCACCCAAUCAAAGAAAAAUGACAAAACAGACAUCAGUCAAUCGAGUAUCAGUGACUGACUCUGACGUGGAGCAGUCUCGCUUCAUGCCCACCAUUGCUCCAGCUACAUUUGGGCAUGGGCGCACACUACCAAUGCCGACACUCAUGGGACUUGGGACCGACUUUGACGUAGAAGAAUCACAUGAUUUUGAUGCCGCGCUAAUGAGGCCUUCACGUGACUCGUCUGAAGAGCCGGUUGCACCACUUGGACGAGCAACGGUUGAGGGUAGAGACAUGUCACCAACACAGGAGGAACCAGUCGUACUGAGGAGACAAACUUCAGCACUUAAGAAACCAGGAGGAAACAAAACAAGUCCGGCAAGACACCCAAUAUUUGAUGACAAUAUACAGAUCAUACCAGGCAGCAUGAAAGCCAAUGCCAGCACUGAUACUGUCAACACACGUACUAGUGGAAGCAACAUUCACCCUAGCAAUCUUACUUUUAGUCAGGAUAUAUUGGAAGGAAGGCAGGUACAACACCACACAAUACCAAAAAGUGGGCCACUGAAGUUGGCAAUAAGAGGAGGAAGGGACACACCACUUGGACCAAAAAUAAUAAUAUCAAGAAUAAUUGAAGGAGGAGCAGCUCAUAGCUAUGGUAAACUCAAUGUUGGUGAUCAGGUGCUGGCAUGUGAUGGUGUUAGUCUCGUUGAUGUGUCACAUGAUGAAGCUGGAGAAGCUUUCAAGAGAGCAAUGGACUCACGCUCGGGGUCUAUUGACCUUGUUGUUGCUGUCAAUCCUGAGCCAUAGCCAAGAACUUUGCCUCUUCUAAAACUUUUUUGAAGCUGCUACAAACACUGUCCUGUUUUUAUAGUUUUAAUAACAUGGUAUAAAACUAAUUUUUUGAAAUAAAAAAGCUAUAACUAGCUAUCAAAUCA
Messenger RNA from Amphimedon queenslandica, 2107 nucleotides. RefSeq names its product harmonin-like. Gene Ontology annotation, cellular component: plasma membrane. The transcript has 20 exons. Gene Ontology annotation, molecular function: protein binding. Lineage: Eukaryota; Metazoa; Porifera; Demospongiae; Haplosclerida; Niphatidae. The record is from RefSeq and is a predicted model, not a curated record. Bases 96 to 1979 code for a protein of 627 amino acids.